AUGGAUUAUUAUUCCAGGUACUCUUAUGUGGAGUUGUUGGUUAGGAAAAGUGAUGCAAGUCUUGCCAUUCGUAACUUUAUUGCUAGGUGUGAAUCUUAUUUUUCUGGUGAUUCUGCUGGUGAUCGAGUUGUUGCAUAUUUUCAUUCUGAUAAUGGCGGCGAAUACAUUUCCAAAGACCUGGAGCAGUUCUUUGUGUCUAAGGGUAUCAAGCAUACUUAUACAGUUCCUCAUACUCCUCAACAAAAUGGUGUUGCUGAGCGAUUGAAUCGCACAUUAUUUGAGAAAGCCAAGUCUAUGCUUUUAUAUGCUCAUGCUCCUGAAUACUUAUGGGGUGAAGCUGUCAAGUCUGCUAACUAUAUUAGGAACCGUCUUCCUAGUCGUACCACUGGUGGUGUUGCACCUCUUCAACUUUGGACUGGUAAACCUCCUAGUUAUCAUCAUAUGAAAGUAUUUGGUUGUCAAGCUACAGUUGUUCUUCCUGGUGCUAAAAGAGAAUCUAAGUUAAGUUCAAAUACUGAAGCUGGUGUUUUUGUUGGGUAUUCUUUGGAUCGUACAGCUUAUCGAGUUCUUCUUGAUUCAAGCAUUGUUGAAGCCAGGAGUGUUUACUUUGAUGAGUCCAAGUUUCCAUUUAUGAAAAGUGAUAAAGACUUGUCUAUUAAUGGUACUGGUGUUGGGUUUAGUGUUGGGUCUAGUAUUGGUUCUGGUUCAGGGUCCAUGUCAGGACCUUGUUUUGAUUCUAAGGGGACUGGUUUAGGAUCUAAUGUUAGGGUUAAUUCUAUUGCUAGUUCUGAUUCAAGUUCUGGUUCUAGUUUUGGGUCUCAUAGAUCUUUACCAGCAUCCUCAUCUGGUUCUGGUUCUAUUUGUGCUUUACCGUCUCCGUCUCCGUCUUCUUCUCCGUCUCAUUCUCCGUCGCCGCCUCCUUCUUCUUCUUCUUCUAUUAUUGUUCAUAAGCCUCGUUCUGUUCGUCGCAUUUUGUCUACACCUUCUGCUCCUCUUGAGUCUCCUACUCUUCCUACUCUUCCUUCUAUUCCUUCUGUUCCAUCUCUUCCUAGUUCUCCUAUUCUUCCACCUUCAGAUCAUGAUGUCUCUAUCUCUCCUGACUCAAGUCCAAUUGUUUCUUCUUCGGAAUAUAUUCCUUCACAAUUAGACUUAUCUGAAGCUGGUAUUAAUGAAUCUGAUAUUUCAGGUGAUUCUGGGAUCUCGCAACGAGGGGGUGAUAUUGGGUUUCAACCGUCUAUCAUUGCUUCGUCUCCCACUCCACCACCUUCUGUUGAGUUGGAAGUAGUGCCACUUAGUCAAGAAUCUCCUUCGUCUGAUCUUGUUAACUCUCUUGACCAAGCUGGUGUUAGUGUUGUCACUAAGGAUGAUACUCAAGCUGUUUUGCCUAAAUCUCGAUCUCGUGUUGUUGCUGUUCGUUUACCUUCUAUAACUCCUGCCAAACGCCCGAGUUCUGAUGACAUUGUUUCACCUCCUUCUAAACACCUUUGUGAAAAUUCUUUGAAACAAUCUCCAGUGUCUGCAACACCUGCAAAACGUCCAGCUGAAGAAGAGUGUAUUUCUUAUCGUCGUCUCAAAUCUCUCCGCUUUGAGUAUGAUGAUGUGGCUUUACUUGUUUUUACAGAUCCUAGUAGUUUUGAAGAAGCUAUGUCUAGUGAAGAAGCUGAGUUUUGGCUUGAAGCCUGUGUUAUUGAAAUGUCGUCUCUUAAACGCAAUGGUACUUGGGAAUUGGUUGAUCUCCCACCUGGUCGCAAGGCUAUCAAUAGCAAAUGGGUGUUUAAAGUUAAGCGCAAAGCUGACGGUUCAAUUGAACGUUACAAAGCUCGUCUCGUGUGUAUUGGAUUUUCGCAAGUUGAAGGUAUUGAUUAUACUGAAACUUUUGCUCCUGUUGUUCGUUACGAGACUGUAAGGAUUGUUCUUGCUAUUGCUGCUCAGUUUGGGUUCCAGGUUCAUCAUAUGGAUGUCGAGACUGCAUUUCUUAAUGGUGAUCUCAAAGAAGAUAUUUAUAUGAGACAACCUAAAGGCUUUGUUGUCAAAGGCCAGGAAUCUAAAGUGUGUCAUUUGAAGAAGUCUUUAUAUGGUUUAAAGCAAGCUCCUUUGUGUUGGAAUGAGAAGAUUCAUGGUGCUCUUGUCAAACUUGGGUUUAUUCGUAAUGAAAGUGACUACGGCGUGUAUACCAAAGGAUCUGGGUCUACGAUGGUUAUUAUCGCACUGUAUGUUGAUGAUUUACUUAUUUCUGGCAAUUCUUCUGAAGUCAUUGCCAAAACCAAGUCUUCUUUGUCAUCUAUGUUUAAGAUGAAAGACUUGGGCCCAGUCGAGCAGUUCCUUGGCAUGAGAGUUAAGCAGUCACCUUACCAUAUUACUGUGGAUGUUUCACGUUAUAUUUUUGACAUGUUGGAGGAGUUUGGUAUGCAGAAUUGUUCAAGUGUCAAGACUCCUUUACCCACUCGUGAUCUUUCUGAUUUUUCCGAGUCUGAUUCUGCUACCGAUGCCUCCAUGUAUCGCAGUAUUAUUGGUAAGCUGAUUUAUGCUGCUAAUUGUGCUCGUCCUGAUCUUGCUGUUGCUGUUAGCUUUCUUUGUCGAUAUAUGCAGAAUCCUAAGUCUAUUCAUAUGGAAGCUGCUAAGCAUACUCUUCGUUAUCUUAAGGGUACUGCUGAACUUGGUCUUGAAUAUCGAGCUCAGAAAGUCUACAAGCUUGUUGGUUAUAGUGAUGCCGACUAUGCACAGGACAAGCAGGACCGUAAGUCAUUUACUGGGUAUGUUUUCAUUCUGUCUGGUGGUCCCAUUACUUGGGCUUGUCGAAAGCAAGUUAGUCCUGCAUCGUCCAGCGUCGAGUCUGAGUAUAUGUCAUUGUCUGAUGCGUCUAAGGAAUGCUUCUGGAUUAAUCAGUUGUUGUCUCUUUGCAAGAUUCCUAUUCCGUUGCCAGUGACUAUGUUUGAGGACAAUCAGGGAUGUAUUGCUUUGGCUCAGAACCCAGUGUUUCAUCGUCGUACCAAGCAUAUUGAUGUUCGUUAUCAUGUUGUGCGUCACUAUAUUCGCAGUGGAGUAAUUCAUCUGGAGUAUCUUGAUACUCAAGUGAUGUUGGCAGAUAUGUUCACUAAGAAUCUUGGUCGUGUGAAGUUUGAGACAUUGAGGGGACUACUUGGUAUGAAGGCAGUAGGUGAUUCUGCGACAAGGGGAGGUGUUGAGCAUGCAAUGUUGUCGCAGACUAGUGCAGUUGAUAAUGCACGUGAGUUUGGGUGGGAAACUAUGGUUGAUAACCUAUGUUUAUUUUAG
Magnusiomyces paraingens is the source of this 3273-nucleotide messenger RNA. RefSeq lists its product as uncharacterized. NCBI's taxonomy places the organism in Eukaryota, Fungi, Ascomycota, Dipodascomycetes, Dipodascales, Dipodascaceae. The transcript has a single exon. Gene Ontology annotation, molecular function: nucleic acid binding. Gene Ontology annotation, biological process: DNA integration. The coding region runs from base 1 to 3273 and encodes 1090 amino acids. The record is from RefSeq and is a predicted model, not a curated record.